CCCUCCCCUCUCUCCCUGACGUGUUGUGUGUGCAUGCCUGUUAAUGUGGGCCAAGUGGGGGGGGGCGGCUUUGUUAACAAAGUGCCUCCUGGAGAGGACAGACCACCCCUCUCUGGGUCCCCCAACCUUUUCCUGGAGGCUGUGGGGUCAGAGGGCUGACCCAGGCCAGCGGGCCACCAUGCCCUGGCCCCACGGGCGUACCCUUCACGGCUGUAUCUGUCUCUUUCAUCCACAGGGGGAGGGGUUACACCAGCUCCGAGAGGCUUUGAAGAUUUUAGCUGAGAGGGUUUUAAUCUUGGAAACAAUGAUUGGGCUUUAUGGCCAUUAGCUUACAAACCUUCCUACAGCAGCAGGCCCAGCUGGAGCUCCUGGCUAGAAGGGUCACCUUGCUGGAAGCCAUCAUCUGGCCAGAACCAGACCCAGGGUCAGGAGGUGGCCCCUUCUCCACUAGCACCCCCAGCUUCUUCCGAGGCAAGCGCAGCGGACUGGCAGCCUACCGGAUCAUCUCCCGCCAGCUGUCCCAGAAGGGCCAGGAUGACAGGCAGUGAAGAGGCGUGGCCCUGGCCGGCGGAGCACAAGAGGGAGCCAUUGCCCCCAGCACCACGGCCUCUCUGUGAGCCUGCCUCCCCCCAUCCCUCCACGUCACUCUGGACUGUCACAUGAGGAAGCACAUGAGGGGCCAUCCCAGGAUCCUGAGCCAGCCAACGUGAUCGGGGCCCCCCCAGGGCUGCAGCCAGGGAGGGUGCUUGGGAGCCAAUGGCAGCACCGCUCUGUAUUUAUUUGUUCUUCAUUUUUCAAGAGGCCUGUA
Gavialis gangeticus (Gharial) is the source of this 808-nucleotide messenger RNA. RefSeq names its product EMI domain-containing protein 1-like. The transcript is spliced from 3 exons. The record is from RefSeq and is a predicted model, not a curated record. NCBI's taxonomy places the organism in Eukaryota, Metazoa, Chordata, Crocodylia, Gavialidae. Bases 318 to 548 code for a protein of 76 amino acids.